Salarias fasciatus (jewelled blenny) is the source of this 3538-nucleotide messenger RNA. It is a transcript of the gene plcd1a, whose product is annotated as phospholipase C, delta 1a. The record is from RefSeq and is a predicted model, not a curated record. The transcript is spliced from 15 exons. NCBI's taxonomy places the organism in Eukaryota, Metazoa, Chordata, Actinopteri, Blenniiformes, Blenniidae. Gene Ontology annotation, biological process: lipid metabolic process; intracellular signal transduction. Gene Ontology annotation, cellular component: plasma membrane. Gene Ontology annotation, molecular function: calcium ion binding; phosphatidylinositol-4,5-bisphosphate phospholipase C activity. Bases 179 to 2437 code for a protein of 752 amino acids.
GAGCGCACAAGUCCAGUUGGUGAGCGCUGAACUGCGCACUGUGUGUGCGGGUCGGGUCGGAUCCGAGGAGGCGGGUGGCACCUUUAUUUCUCCCCACUCAGGUGGACAAGCCAACAAAUCUUAUGGUUAGGAUCGUUCCUGUCGCUUAGCAGUUGAAGAGGAGACGCUCAGCGCCAGAAUGGAGGCGAAUGGCAUAGCUGGGAAACAUGGUUUGGAGGGAGACGAGGACCUGGAGUUUCUGCUGACGGGUGGGGAGCUGGUGAAGAUCCGCUCGAGGACCUGGAAGAAGAACCGCUUCUACAAGCUGCAGGAAGACUGCAAGACGCUGUGGCACGAGUCGAAGAAAACCUUCAUGCGCGACCAGACCUUCACCAUCGAUGACAUCGAAUCAGUGCGCAAGGGCCGCCAGUCGGAGGGGCUUAAGAAACACACAGACCCGAAUAUGGAGGAGCUGUGCUUCUCCAUCUUCUUCAAGGGCCGCAAGAAGAACCUGGACCUGAUGGCCGCCUCCGGGGACGAGGCCAGUCGAUGGGUCCGAGCCCUGGAGAAGAUCAUCAACAACAUGCGCAACCUCAACCGCCAGCAGAAGAGAGAACACUGGAUUAUCAACUGCAUGCGGAAAGCGGACAAGAACGCCGACAACCAGAUGAACCUGAAGGAGCUGAAGCACUUCCUGAGACAGAUCAACGUUGAAGUCGACGACACAUACGCAGAGGAAAUAUUCAAGAAAUGUGACACGUCCAACUCCGGCUCCCUGGAAGGCGCCGAGAUCAAACACUUCUACGACCUGCUGACGCACCGCGAGGAGAUCGACGUGAUCUACAAGCAGUACGCCCUGGCAGAGGGUCAGAUGAGCGCCCGAGACCUGCUGAACUUCCUGCUGAAUGAGCAGAGGGAAGAGGCGACUCCAGAGGACGCCUACACGCUCAUCGAGAAAUAUGAAGUGGAUGAAAUAGCGAAGCAGAAGAAACAAAUGACCAAAGACGGCUUCCUGAUGUACCUGCACCACGACGACGGAUCGAUCUUAAACCCGGCGCACAAGCCGGUGUAUCAGGACAUGAGUCAGCCCCUCAACCACUACUACAUCUCCUCCUCGCACAACACAUACCUGAUGGAAGACCAGGUGAAAGGGCCCAGCAGCACAGAGGCCUACAUACGAGCCCUGAUGAAGAGCUGCCGCUGCGUGGAACUGGACUGUUGGGACGGAGAUAGCGGCGAGCCCGUCAUUUAUCACGGCUACACCAUGACAUCCAAAGUGCGCUUCAAAGACGUCAUCCAGGCCAUCAAGGAAUACGCCUUCAAAACGUCGGACUACCCAGUGAUCCUGUCGCUGGAGAACCACUGCUCAGUGGAGCAACAGAAGCUCAUGGCCCACCACAUGAUCUCCAUCCUGGGUGAUGCCUUGCUCACCAGGCCUCUGGGAAACACCAUGCCCACCAACUUCCCUUCACCCGAGGAACUGAAAGGCAAGUUCAUCAUCAAAGGGAAACGCCUGAACAAACUGAAUGCAAUUUUCUCCAAUAACAGCAUUAUUGACGAGGACACUGUGUCUGAGGAGGACGAGGCUGCGGAUGUGAAGGAGAACGGGCAAAAGGCCAAAUCAAAGAAAACAAAAAUGAAACUUGCCAAGCAGCUCUCAGACAUUGUCAUCUACUGUAAGAGUGUUCAUUUUCACGGCUUUGAGCACGCAAGGGACAACCAGGACUUCUACGAAAUGUCCUCCUUUAAGGAGAGUAAAGCUUUCUCCCUGGCUGACACCUCAGCUACUGCCUUUAUUCAUCACAACAUGGACAAACUCAGCCGGAUCUACCCUGCUGGCUCCAGGACCAACUCCUCCAACUACAACCCGGUGCCCAUGUGGAACGUUGGCUGCCAGAUCGUGGCACUGAACUUCCAGACUCCCUCCAAGGAGAUGCACCUGAACCAGGGACGGUUCCUGCCCAAUGGCUUCUGCGGCUACGUGCUGAAGCCGGAGUUUCAGAGAAGCCCGUCCUCCCAGUUCGAUCCCGGCUCACUCAUCAAGGGGCCCUGGCUCAAGAGGCAGACCUUUCAUGUCAUGGUGAUCUCAGCUCAGCAGUUGCCCAAGUUGAACAAGGACAAGGCCAAAUCCAUCGUUGAUCCUCUGGUGAGGGUGGAGAUCCACGGCGUUCCAGCAGACAACGCCAGCAAGGAGACGCACUACAUUGACAACAAUGGGUUCAACCCGAUGUGGAAUGAAAACUUCAGUUUCAACAUCUACGUCCCAGAGCUGGCCCUGGUGCGGUUUGUGGUGGAGGACUAUGACUCAACCUCCCAGAAUGAUCUCAUCGGACAGUACUGUCUGCCGCUCACCAGCGUGCAGAAGGGAUAUCGCCACGUGCCGCUGCUCACCAAGCGAGGGGACGUCAUCUGCUCUGCCGGCCUGUUUGUGCAUCUCAUGCUGAUCGACGCCGAGUAGACGGGGCAGGAAAUCCUCAUGCCAGCAGCAGCAUUUUAUUUUAUUGGCAAAAUCUCUAUGAGUUUUUCUUUUUAAGACCGGAAUAACCCUGAACAAGCAUUUUAAAAGUCUAUUAAUGGAGAAUUUAUUGUCGUUUUCUAAUCUACAGACUCUUCCCAUCAUUUUUUUUAAGCAUGAAUGAAUGAAAACACGAGUGAAAGAGUCGUGAAUGACAAGCGCAAGAGAUUAUUUAAAAGUGUCUGCCAUAAAACUACAGUGUAGAAUAACAAAUGUAACCUUUGUUUUUGACUCCUUCUUAGUAUUAACCUGCUCUUUUUUUUUUAAAGUAACAAAUGCCAUUUCUUUUCAAGAAAUGCAACAAGCACACGCAACACUGACUAAAUCAACUCUUGAUUUUUCGCACCAUGUUAAUAUUUAUCACUGGAAUGGUCUAAUAUGAAAGUUUGUAUCUAAGAGGUAAAGGUUUUGUCCUUUGAGAGAUACUCUUGUUUUCUAUAUGUGGAUAUUUUACCAUGUUGGAUUUGAGUUAACGCGUCCCAAACCAGAGAUUAUUGCACACUGUUGUAAAUAUGCACCCAAUUCCUUUUGAACACAUUAAAAUUAUUCACAUACAGGUGUUAAAGAAUUAAACACAGUUUUUAUUUUAGAUUUAUUACACAUAUACUGAAAUAUUUCAAGCAUUUUCUGUCCCAGUAUUUGUCAUUUUAUCAUGACCGCCAUUAGUGCGGCAUCACAAAAUGUGACAAUAUUUCAUAAAAUCUGAUUUUUCCCUACACUUAACCAGAUGCCAUAACUAUUACAAUAAAAUUACUGAAAUGCUUGAAACAUUUUAGUCUUUGUUAUGUAUGUUUCGACUUGUCUAUGAUGGUCUAGUUUUUUGUGAAAGCACCUUUCCAUUUGCUACAUAUGAAUCUGACACAAACACAACAAACCACAAUAAUUCACUUUAUUAAACAUAAUAUUUCUGGCAGAUUCUGAUAUUUACCUUCAUACAUAAUGUCUAUGUUUUCAUCUGCAGUUCUUUUGUGACCACUUGACUUCAGUACAUCAUUGUUAUUUUCAUCUGCUGUUGCUCUUAAAUAAUACCAUUUUCACACUCUG